GGUGUCAGCAAUCAACAAAUUGCUGCCUGAUUCAUAUAAAAGCAGUGUUCUGUGGUUCAGUUUGUAGUUGCUGUCUCAACUGGAAGGAAGUGCAGAAUACUGACUAAGAUGUCUGGCCGUGGGAAGAAAGCUGCACCCAAACCAAAGUCCUCAACGUCCCGGUCCUCCAGAGCAGGGCUCACUUUCCCAGUGGGCCGCAUCCACAGGCUGCUGAAGAAAGGCCAUUAUGCUCAGCGAGUCGGCAACGGUGCUGCAGUGUACUUCGCAGCUGUCCUUGAGUAUCUCUGCGCUGAAAUCCUGGAGCUGGCAGGAAACGCCAGCAGUGACAACAAGAAGCGCCGCAUUGCUCCUCGGCACAUCUUGUUGGCGGUGAAAAAUGACGAAGAGCUCAACAAACUGCUGGCAGGGGUCACCAUCUCAGAGGGUGGCGUGAUCCCAAACAUCCAGGCAACCCUUCUCCCCAAGAAGUCAAAGAUGCCCAAGGAUGACCAUUCAGCUGAAGCUGUUCAGUCUCAAGAGUUUUAAUGUAAACUUAUCAAGAGUUUAGUU
Molecule: messenger RNA, 549 nt
Organism: Etheostoma spectabile (orangethroat darter)
Lineage: Eukaryota; Metazoa; Chordata; Actinopteri; Perciformes; Percidae
Product: histone H2A, sperm
Exons: 4
Coding region: 109-525 (138 amino acids)
Cellular component (GO): nucleosome
Molecular function (GO): DNA binding; structural constituent of chromatin; protein heterodimerization activity
Source: RefSeq, a predicted model, not a curated record